Messenger RNA from Talpa occidentalis (Iberian mole), 762 nucleotides. It is a transcript of the gene NDUFAF8, whose product is annotated as NADH:ubiquinone oxidoreductase complex assembly factor 8. Gene Ontology annotation, biological process: mitochondrial respiratory chain complex I assembly. Gene Ontology annotation, cellular component: mitochondrion. The transcript is spliced from 3 exons. The record is from RefSeq and is a predicted model, not a curated record. NCBI's taxonomy places the organism in Eukaryota, Metazoa, Chordata, Mammalia, Eulipotyphla, Talpidae. Bases 233 to 454 code for a protein of 73 amino acids.
GGGGCCGCCUCCGGGAAACAGUUUGAGCCCGAGCCAAUCCGAAGUCCCUUUCAAAGACUGGCAAGCCCUCAAGCCAAUCAUAGGGUCCCGCAGGUGCAGCGCGCACUGAAAGCUGGCCAAUGAGAGGCGCGGGAAAGACUACGGGCGGAAGCGCCGACCUAUGGACCCGUUAUGCACCGGAAGGGGCCUGGCCUAAGAUGGCGGCGCCCGUGGGAGCCAGGGAGCGCCUCUCAUGUCGGGGAACGGAGCGGUGUGGGGGCGCGUUCGAGGCCGCCUCCGCGCCUUUCCCGAGCGCCUGGCGGCCUGCGGGGCCGAGGCCGCGGCGUACGGCCGGUGCGUGCAGGCCUCCACGGCCCCGGGCGGCCGCCUGAGGAAGGACCUCUGCGCGCGGGAGUUCGAGGCCCUGCGGAGCUGCUUCGCCGGCGCGGCCAAAAAGACCCUGGAGGGCCAUUAGGAAGGACCAGCCGCUGGUCUCCAUGAGCUGCCCGAGGCCACGCCAUUGGGGGUCCGACGACCCCAGUUCUCAGGGCCAAGAGGAAGAGGACCUGGCCGGUGUAGAGGGUUGGGGUGAGGACAGGCAUUGGUGACGAGCAAUAAAGCAGGGGUCAGCGCUCGCGGGGUGUCUGUGUUGUAUUCCGUCUACAAGCUUGUCUGACGCGGCUGCAGCCGCAACCGCCAGCUCACAGGACACGCCAGGUGUACGCCAUGGGGGCCUGCAGGGAGCCCUCCAGACUCGGCGGGAUGCAGGGGGCCCUGUGGGCC